AUGGGGGAAGACGUAGACCAUCUACGCCAAUCUCUUGGAUUGCGAAUGCUAAAGUCCAUGGACCCAGACAUUCAGAAUAUAUUGUUCAAUUCCAACUUUGUCACUCUCUACGUAAUGAAGGAGUCAGGCUGGGAGAAGGCAGAUGUUGAAGGCCCGUUUUUUGUGGUCUCAAGAGCAGGAUUUAACAAGUUUAGUUUUAUAAUUUUGAAUAAAAAAUCUGAAAACCACAUGUCACAGCAGCUGAUGCAUGGUUUGAGGGUUGUGCAUGAAGAAAAUUUUAUAUUUUAUCGCAAAAAUAAAUCUGACAGUCUUUUUGGGAUAUGGCACUUUGACCCGAAGGAAUCCGCAAAAUGCUACGAUACCAUCAUAAAAUGCAUAGAACAAUCUACUAACAUUUCUGACAAUGGCUUUGAUUUCAAACAGGAACUAAAAAUAGAUAAAGAGGAUAACAUUAUAGACCAUCAAAUACCAUCCCCCGACUACAGAAAGGCAGGGAAGGAUCUUUUAGGUAUAGCAAAAAUGAAUUCAAAAUUGGCAAAUCCUUCAAAAAUUUCGGAUGGACAUGAGAGAGCGUUAGAAGAGUUUAAAUUUCCUAGCUUUGACAACGAAUCUCCUAGAUACAAUUUGUCUAGGAAAGACAUAAUAUCUGCCGUAUUCGAAGCACUUAAAAUUUCAAAUUUCUUCCCAAAGUUCUUCGAAAUACUAGAUAGAGAUCGGAAACUAUAG
Molecule: messenger RNA, 726 nt
Organism: Babesia microti strain RI
Lineage: Eukaryota; Apicomplexa; Aconoidasida; Piroplasmida; Babesiidae
Product: mRNA-decapping enzyme-like protein
Exons: 4
Coding region: 1-726 (241 amino acids)
Biological process (GO): deadenylation-dependent decapping of nuclear-transcribed mRNA; positive regulation of catalytic activity; deadenylation-independent decapping of nuclear-transcribed mRNA
Cellular component (GO): P-body
Molecular function (GO): enzyme activator activity; mRNA binding
Source: RefSeq, a predicted model, not a curated record